Rubroshorea leprosula is the source of this 1068-nucleotide messenger RNA. The record is from the annotation of a GenBank genome assembly. NCBI's taxonomy places the organism in Eukaryota, Viridiplantae, Streptophyta, Magnoliopsida, Malvales, Dipterocarpaceae.
UACCUCUGUAAUUGUGUUCUUCAACCUUAAAGAUGUCAUGUGCAAAUAAGGAGGUGCAAAAUUACGAUUUUGAGGAGUUUUUUGCCCCUGAGCUGGACAAAAAUGGAUAUCAAGCUUUAUAUAAAAGUAAAACAAAUGAGGUUUAUAGUGGAAAUCCCCUUACAAUUGAUGGCUGUGAAACAUUUUUCCAUACGGAUAAAAGUUUUAAAGAAGAAUUUAAUAAGGCUGCUCAAUCCUUGACUGAUUUUGCAAGUCCAAGUACCCAGAAGAAAGCUACUUUGAAUCGGUUGGUGAAGGAUAUUGUUGCAUUGAUUGUCGUUCUUGAAGCAAAAUUUACUAACCAGAGAGUUGAUAAUCCUGGCAAGAGGCAGCUUCUUUGCGUGGCAAAUACACAUGUCAAUGUUCAACAAUAUCUAAAAGAUGUCAAGAUCUGGCAGGUGCACACUCUCUUGAAAGGAUUGGAAAAAAUAGCUGCCAGUGCAGACAUUCCAAUGUUGGUAUGUGGGGAUUUCAAUUCUGUUCCUGGAAGUGCUCCACAUGCACUUCUUGCCAUGGGAAAGACAGACCCAAUGCAUCCAGAUUUAGCGUUAGAUCCUCUCGGGAUUUUACGUCCUCAUAGCAAUAAUUUUCAACAGGUUAGUGCCUACUCAUCCCUUGCAAGGGUGGGUGUAGGUCUCGAAUUGGAACAGCAAAAGAGGAGAAUGGAUCCCUCAACAAAUGAACCCUUAUUCACAAAUUGCACUAGAGAUUUUAUUAGAACUCUAGAUUACAUAUUUUACACAGCUGAUUCUCUGGCGGUGGAGUCCUUAUUGGAACUGUUGGAUGAGGAUAGCUUGAGGAAAGACACUGCUCUUCCUUCUCCAGAGUGGUCCUCAGAUCAUAUAGCUCUUUUAGCCGAAUUUCGCUGCAUGCCUAGGCUUAGACGCUGACACUCCAGGUCCGGAGAUGCCCUAGAAAUGGGGAAAGGAGAAGCUGAUCAUACAGAUACAUUAUUGCCAAAAGGGUAGAUGAUCCACCCUGUGUUCUUACUCGAAGGAUUGAUGAUAGGAUCCUUGCAAUGAUCUGCUU